This is a messenger RNA of Gossypium raimondii (Peruvian cotton), 1111 nucleotides long. RefSeq names its product putative glutaredoxin-C14. The coding region runs from base 395 to 772 and encodes 125 amino acids. The record is from RefSeq and is a predicted model, not a curated record. The transcript has a single exon. NCBI's taxonomy places the organism in Eukaryota, Viridiplantae, Streptophyta, Magnoliopsida, Malvales, Malvaceae.
UUCUGGUUUGCCAAAGCAAGAAGGGAUUAAAAGUUGGAACCCAGUGUGUUUACUCUCUAGAGUAGACAAAUUACCCCUAGCCGCCUUCUACAACUGACACCCUUGCUUCCUCUUCGACUACCAGUGUAAAUAUAUGCUUUGUCGUCUUGUUGCGGACAAGAAUCCUACCACGAGGCCCUCCACGCAUGCGCUGCGGGCACCCAUGGACUAACCUCUCUUUAUUUACAACAAUGCCCUCCCCCCGAUCCUUACAAAAGGCUCCAUCACAUCUUAUGUUCGGCACCAUGCUCACUAGCUGACCCGUUUUGUUACCUUUUUCUCUCUAACUUCAUCACCAUCUUUGCUUUUCACUUUUUGUGAUUUUCUUCUUUUGGGGGAAUAAUUUAUUUGAUAAAUGCAUUAUCAAGGUGAUUAUUAUUGGGGGUACUACAUGCCAACGAGGAGCAUAGGGUCAGACCCAAUGGAGAGGGUAGUGAAGCUGGCCUCGGAGAAAGCCGUGGUGAUAUUCAGUUUGAGCAGCUGUUGCAUGUGCCAUGCUGUGAAGAGGCUCUUCUGCGGAAUGGGAGUGAACCCAACGGUGUACGAGCUGGACCAGGACCCCAGAGGUAAAGAUUUGGAAACCGCACUAAUGCGGCUGCUUGGAAACUCGCAACCCGUGCCUGUUGUUUUCAUCGGAGGGAAGCUUAUAGGAGCCAUGGACCGAGUGAUGGCUUCCCAUAUUAAUGGAACCUUAGUACCACUUCUCAAGGAAGCCGGAGCUCUUUGGCUGUAAUUCUUGAUAAUCAUAGUUAGUGAUUAGAGAACAUCAUGCCUAAUAAUUAACCAGGAACUACAAAGUGCAUGUACAAAACAAAAAAGUGAAGCUGUUGUGUCUAUCCUCAUGAUCUCUGUCCAUUUUCAUUGCAAACAGAUUAGGUUGUUAAGUUUUGUUUUCCAAUCAGAGAUUUUGACGCCUCCUAACCCAAUGGGAAUUAAUGCAGUUGGGCAGUGUCUGCUGUAUAUAGUUCCUACCAGGAUUCUGUUGUUUCAUAUUCGAGUAGCUUCUUGAGUUGGACACUUGUUAUAUGGAGAAAUUUUAUCUUAUUAUAAAAGCCAAGAUAUUCAAAUUGAA